AUGCCAGGCUUGGAUCCAAAUGUUGUGGUACAUAGGUUGGCAGUAUCAAAAGAUGUUCCACCUGUGAAACAAUCGCAAAGAAGAAUUCAACCAGAGUUAAUCCUGAAAGUUGAAGCAGAAAUUGACAAAUUGAUAAGAGUUGACUUCAUUCGAGAAGUUAAAUAUCCAAAUUGGCUUGCAAACAUUGUCCCCGUGUUAAAGAAAAAUGGGCAAAUUUGUAUAUGUGUGGAUUAUCGAGAUCUAAAUCGUGCUUGCCCAAAAGAUGAAUUCCCACUUCCCAUUAUUGAAUUGCUAGUAGAUGCCACUAUUGGAUUUAAUGCAUUAUCAUUCGUGGAUGGGUUUUCUGGGUAUAAUCAUAUUAAAAUGGCACCUGAAGAUGAAGAACUCACUGCUUUUUUAACACCAAAAGGCAUUUAUUGUGACACAAUUACACCAUUUAGGGUUAAAAAUGCAGGCGCAACCUACCAAAGAGCAAUGACCACUGUCUUUGAAGACAUGCUUCACAAUACUAUCGAAUGUUAUGUCGAUGAUUUGGUGAUGACAACUAAAGAGAGGAGAAAUCAUCUUGAUGACUUAAGGCAAGUCUUUGAUAAACUUAGAAAACAUCAACUCAAGAUGAAUCCUUUAAAAUGUGCAUUUGGGUUAACAUCAGGAAAGUACCUCAGAUUCAUUGUUAGACAUCGAGGAAUUGAAAUUGACCCCGCAAAAAUAAAGGUGAUUUUGGAAAUGCUUCCCCCACGCAACUUAGUCAAUUACGGGGAUUGUAAGGAAGACUGGAUUACAUCCGAAGAGUUUGCAAUCAACUUUGUCCCGCAAAAAGCAAUAAAAGGACAAGCAUUGGCUGAUUUUCUGGCAGCGCACCCAAUUCCAGACAAUAUGGAGUUGCAUGAAGACCUUCCAGACGAGGAGGUUUUCACAAUUGAAACCUCAUCUUGGCAACUUUUCUUUGAUGGGGCAGCAAAGAAGUGUGGGGCAGGCGCUGGCAUUGUCUUUGUGACACCUUCCGGAGGACUGAUACCUUACUCUUUUCAUAUUCUGGCUAUAUGUACCAAUAAUGAAGCAGAAUAUGAAGCGUUAAUAAUCGGUCUUGAAAUUGCACUUGAAAUGCAAAUACAAUCACUAGAGGUAUAUGGCGAUUCUCUUUUGAUUCUCAAACAAAUUAAUGGUGAAUUUGUAGUCAAGCAUGAGGCUUUAAUUCCUUAUUGUGAGAAGGCUAAGCAUUUGAUUGCUCAAUUCCAAACUAUCACGGUAAAUCAUGUCCCUAGGUCAAAAAAUGGCAAAGCUAAUGCUUUAGCUAAAUUAGUUGCAUCACUAACGCUUCCUGGUGAAAGGGAUAUUCAAAUUACAAUAGGAGAACGCCUUUUGUUACCCCAAAUUAUGGAGAGGAAAGAAGAAAUAAGUACCAUAAAUUAG
Messenger RNA from Humulus lupulus (European hop), 1413 nucleotides. RefSeq lists its product as uncharacterized. The transcript has 2 exons. NCBI's taxonomy places the organism in Eukaryota, Viridiplantae, Streptophyta, Magnoliopsida, Rosales, Cannabaceae. Gene Ontology annotation, molecular function: nucleic acid binding; RNA-DNA hybrid ribonuclease activity. Bases 1 to 1413 code for a protein of 470 amino acids. The record is from RefSeq and is a predicted model, not a curated record.